GUCCCCCGCUGUACCGCGUGGCUUGCGUCAUGACAGUUGCCUGGGCUUUCCCUCUUCUAUGUGUGCCAAGGUGGAGCAAGGCGACACCCGAGCUCAGGUGCCGCAGCUACGAGUUCCUCCCGCCGCGCCGUGGCCGGGAGGAGGCAGCGGGACGGGCCGCGGGGGAGUCACAACGGUGCAACAAGGAGACCGAGUGAAUGGAGGGUUUGUCCUUCAGCGGCAGUCUGGUAAAAGAUCUCGUGCAGUGUACACUGGACGAGCACUCCUCUCCGCGCCACUGCUGCUGCUGCUGGAGGACUGUGAAGGCGGCGAGAGGCUGACUGGAGCAGCGCGCCCUGGCCACGACUCAACACGCGUGCUGAGCCAUGUGAAUAGCCUGUGUAGGUUGCAACAGAAACAACGACAACGACGAAGACAACGAGUACUGUUUUGGGCGAGCGACGCGUGAGUGAGUCCAUAGCGGCACCAUGGCGAGGCCCCGAGGCAUGCAGAGAGUCUUCCUGGCGGCGGCGGCGGCGUGCGUGAUGGCAGGGGGCGGUGCAGCGGGGUGGGGAGAUUGGAAGGACAGGGCAGCGUCGAUCCCGUCUAAGUGCUUCCUCCGGCCUGAAACAGGACUCUGCCGUGGUUUCUUCCCGUCUUACUUCUACAAUCCAGCCAUCGGAAACUGUGACUGCUUCGUGUACGGCGGCUGUGCUGGCAACGACAACAACUUCAAGACCAUGGAGGAGUGCGCCAGGGAGUGCAGAGUGCAGCACCCCGUCAACACGCCAAAGUGCAAGGAGCUUUUCGACGAGCAAGAUUUCCGUCCCCAGCCAUCGCCACCUGACCAGCCCCAGGCACACCCACCCUACCACCCACCACACACACCACAACACCCGCCACACCCACCCCAAGCCACUCAACACCCGCCACUCGCCACCCAGCACCCUCCUCUCGCCACCCAGCAUCCGCCCCUCGCCACUCAGCACCCGCCACUCGCCACUCAGCACCCGCCACUCGCCACUCAGCACCCGCCACUCGCCACUCAGCACCCACCACAGGCCACUCAGCACCCACCACAGGCCACUCAGCACCCACCACAGGCCACUCAGCACCCGCCCCUCGCCAUACACCCCUGGCAGGCCACAGCAGUGCUCAGCGGCCCCACACCCCAAACAGUUCAGCCGGUCUAUUCCUUUCCAAGACACUAUUAACCCUGAUCCAUGAUAAUGUCCUCCACUAAAUCAUUCACCAGUCUUCUGAAGCUUCUUGUUCUUCUGUAGAGUUGAAAUAAAAAUGUAACUGGAUUGGA
This is a messenger RNA of Portunus trituberculatus (swimming crab), 1291 nucleotides long. Its product is annotated as pollen-specific leucine-rich repeat extensin-like protein 1. The record is from RefSeq and is a predicted model, not a curated record. The coding region runs from base 468 to 1193 and encodes 241 amino acids. Lineage: Eukaryota; Metazoa; Arthropoda; Malacostraca; Decapoda; Portunidae. Gene Ontology annotation, molecular function: serine-type endopeptidase inhibitor activity. The transcript has 2 exons.